GAACACCUGGCGCAAUUGUCUCGCCAGCUAUCCGCAAAACCCUAAAUUCACUCUCUCUGCCCCGGUGCCCUAAGCUUUGCUCAUGCUUCUUCUUUCUCCCUUAUCUGUCCGUCUCUUCUCAUACUUGUUCAUAUAAAAGCUGGAGAAACCGACUGCCGCCCGCGCAUCGAUAAUUCCGUGCAGCACUAUUCUCUGAUUUCUAUUCUUGUUCUGUUCUCUCUUCUCUCUCAAUUACCCGAGAUCGUCACAUUCCAUCUGCGUUGCCGACCCGAGUUCGAGAGACCCUGCGGGAGUCCUGCAUACCCGUAUCAGCACGUCUUUAACGCUGCAAUCUACACCUUGACCACACAAUGCUCCCACCGGGCCGACGACGCCCCCUGCGUCUCCUCCCGAUAGCUGUUGCCUUUCUUCUCUGUUUUGCCUCAAUAGCGUCUGCGGCAUCUGCGGUUGUUGGCAUUGAUCUGGGGACUGAAUACAUCAAGGCUGCUCUUGUAAAGCCUGGUGUUCCACUAGAGAUCGUUCUGUCUAAGGAUUCGAAGCGGAAAGAAGUAAGCGCUAUAGCUUUCAAACCUCCGAAAGGUGAAAUCGCCGUCGGCAGUUUUCCAGAGCGAAGCUAUGGCAGCGAUGCGUUAGCUCUUGCCGCUCGCUUUCCAGGCGACGUGUACCCGAACCUGAAGCAGCUGCUGGGCGUGUCAGCCGACAGCAAUGCCGCAAGCGAGUUUGCCUCGCGAUAUCCCGCCCUUGCGCUCGUUCCAGAUGAGUACCGCGGUACGGUCUCCUUCCAGAGUGGUGCUUUCCACCGAGACGAGAAGCCUUGGACAGUUGAGGAACUUCUUGCCAUGGAGCUGAAGAACGUAAAGGAGAAUGCACAGACGCUUGCAGGCAAGACGCACAGAGUCACUAGUGCUGUUUUUACCAUCCCCCCAUACUUCACAGCCGAGGAGAGGAAAGCGCUACAGAAUGCUGCAGAGCUGGCAGGAUUGAAUGUUCUUGGCAUGCUCAGUGACGGUGCUGCUGUAGGUCUGCAUUAUGCAACGUCAAGAACGUUCCCUAGUGUCACGAACGGAGCAGCUCCUGAAUACCACUUAGUCUUUGACAUGGGUGCUGGAUCCACCGUGGCGACGGUGCUUCGCAUGCAAGAACGGACAAUCAAGGACACCAGGAGGUACAACAAGACAGUUCAGGAAGUUACCGUGCUUGGUGCCGGAUGGGACAAGUCCCUUGGUGGAGAUGCUCUGAACAUGGUGAUUGUGAACGACAUGGUCUCCAAGUUCGUCGAGACAUCAAACUUCAAAGCUCUGGGAAAAGACGAGGUUGACGUGAGACGUCAUGGUCGUGCCAUGGCUCGCAUGUUCAAGGAUGCCGAGAAAGUUCGACAAGUUCUCAGUGCCAACAAACAGACGGCCGCAAGCUUCGAAGACCUGUUUGAGGACCUGGACUUCAGAUACAAGCUCUCCCGCGACGAGUUUGAGAAAGCUACUAGUGACUUCGCUGAUCGCCUUGACGGGCCGAUCACAUCCGCCCUCAAAGCGGCGAACCUUACCUUUGACCAACUGACAUCUGUUAUUCUUCAUGGUGGUGCGACUAGGACGCCAUUUGUCCAGGCGAGACUUGAAAGCUUGGUUGGUGAUGCAGCUAAGCUUCGUAGUAAUGUUAAUGCAGAUGAGGCAGCAGUUUUUGGUGCCGCCUUCAAGGCUGCGCAGAUAAGUCCGAGCUUUCGUGUCAAGGACAUCGUGGUCGGAGAUGCAGCAGGGUAUGCCACCUUCCUCCUGCAAAAUGUUGACGGCAAGGAGAAAUCACAGAAGCUAUUUAUUGCGACAUCGACUGUUGGCGUUACCAAAGAAGUGCCGUUCAAGCAGCUCGAUGACUUCACGUUCCGUAUUUUUCAAUCAAAAGGUGCCUCCGAUGAAACUGGGACUGCUCCAGCCUCAUAUACAUUCACCACGAAAAAUCUCACCGCAAGUGUCAAGCAGCUGAUAGAGAAGAUUGGUUGCAAUAAGGAAAAUAUCACAAACAGCUUCCACAUUCGGCUAAGCCCUGUAAACGGCUUGCCAGAGGUCUUGAAGGGUACGUUAAGCUGCACAGUUGAGGAAACAGAGAAAAAGAGUAUGGUGGAUGGUAUGAAGGAUAUGUUGGGUUUUGGCAAGAAUAAAGAACAGGAACCGCUAAAGGAAGACGAGAGGGAACCAUCCUCUUCAUCUUCACAACCGCCACAAUCAUCAGCAGAUCAAGCGAGCAUCUCUACAUCAGGUUCAAGCGAGUCUCCUAAAGAGAGCAAGGGUGCAGAUAAGGCAAAAGCGCCUAAGAUAAGGACUGAAGUUGUCAACAUUGACUUCAGGACCGAGUGCGAAGGAUGCAUCGAGCUGUCCCGUGAAGAGCUAAGCCGCAUGAAGAAACGUCUAUCUGCCUUCGAUGCUGCGGAUAAGCUGCGACGCGAACGAGACGAAGACAUGAACAACCUUGAAUCUUUUAUCUACAAGGCUCGUGGUCUUCUGGAAGAGAACGAUUUUAUCGAAUACUCAACAGUCGACGAGCGAAAGAAAUUAGAGAAGCUGGUGGACUCCGUAAGCGAGUGGAUUUACGAGAAAGAAGGGCAGUCCGCGACCGCUGAGGUUCUGAAGUCCAAACUGAAAGAGAUGAAGGACAUUGUUACGCCAGUGCAAGAAAGGCAAAAGGAAGCCGAAUCGAGGCCUGCGGCAAUCAAGAUGUUGCAGAAAAGUCUUAACGAGACAACUACGUUUAUCAAGUUAAUCAGGAACGCUCUUGAGCAGUCGGCGUCUGCAUCAUCAGAAACAACAGCAUCUGAAUCAGUACAGGUAACGAAAUCGGCAACAGAUGCGUCCGAGUCUUCCACUUCCCGCGGAGCUGAGACAAUUACUGAAGAUACAGAUCCAUUGGCUGCUCUAGAAGAAGACCUUCCCCCAGUGUCAGAAUCCAUGCCAGAAUCCACCAAAAAGCCUGCCAACCCUUUCGAAAUGUAUACUGCUCAAGAUCUCGCCGAUGUUCAGAACCUAUACGACAAUGCAAAGACGUUCCUCGAGGAGAAACUCGCCAAGCAAGCUGAACUUGCAAUUACGGAGAACCCAGCUUUCCAAGCUAGCGAGCUCGAGAAUGCUGCAAAGAAACUCAACGAGGAAGUUGUCAAGAUCGUCGAGAGACACAUGCCCAAGUGGAGCAGCGGCAGCGGUGGGACCAAAUCAAAGUCCAAGGCAAAGACUGAAAAGGGUAAGGCAAAGGCCAAAGCCGAAAAGAAGACAAAGAAAGAUGCAACCGCGAGCUCGUACAAGACGCAGAGUGAGACAGUCACUCUCGAGGUAUCCAAGGACAUGCCGACGGACACUGCCAAAUCGACGAGCACCAAGGAUGAAUUGUAGGAGCUUAGCGAAAUAUCUGAAAAUUUCUGAUGUAUCAUAGACAUGCAUUGGGCUGGCGUUUUAAAUGAUCAAACUUCAAUCAAAACGA
Verruconis gallopava is the source of this 3462-nucleotide messenger RNA. RefSeq lists its product as uncharacterized. The transcript has a single exon. Gene Ontology annotation, molecular function: ATP-dependent protein folding chaperone; ATP binding. NCBI's taxonomy places the organism in Eukaryota, Fungi, Ascomycota, Dothideomycetes, Venturiales, Sympoventuriaceae. Gene Ontology annotation, cellular component: endoplasmic reticulum chaperone complex. Gene Ontology annotation, biological process: endoplasmic reticulum unfolded protein response; negative regulation of hypoxia-induced intrinsic apoptotic signaling pathway; cellular response to hypoxia. Bases 351 to 3374 code for a protein of 1007 amino acids. The record is from RefSeq and is a predicted model, not a curated record.